UAGUCGCCGCGCCGCAUGUGGUGGGGGUCGGCGCCGCCGGCUCCGGCUCCGGUAACGUUAGAUUCGCGUGCAUGCGGCGGUGGCUACGCGCAUUGCGGCCGUUUCGCCCGUGGCGAGUGCGGCGGGGGGCGGCCGGGGGGAUUCGGUGCCUUUACGUCGUUGUCCGGUGAUGUACGUGUCUACGGCUGCCGCCUCAUUUGUUGUUGUUGGUACCCGGUGGUGGUACUGGUACCAAAGUAUCUCUUUUGGGACGGGAGAAAGGCCUGGGACGGGCGGUGGCUACCGCCUCAGCUGCUGCUGGGGGGCUACUGUUGCGGAACAGUGAUUGAUCCUGCUAAAUGUCGAUUGAUGAGUGUGGAUGAAAAGCGAGAACUUGUUCGUGAUUUAUCAAAGAGCCCAGAAAGUGCUCCUGACAGGCUCGUUGCAUGGACCCGUCGGGAAAUUGUAGAGAUUCUUUGUUCUGAUCUUGGAAGGGAAAGGAAAUAUACUGGUUUAUCCAAACAGAGAAUGCUAGAUUAUCUCUUCAGGGUGGUGUCUGGAAAAUCAUCUGGUCCUGUGGAACAUGUACAAGAGAAAGAGAAAGGGAAAGAGAAAGGGAAAGAGAAAGAGAAAGAGAAAGAGUCAAUUCCUGAGCCCAAUACAACUAACCAUCAGUCCCCUGCCAAACGACCGAGAAAGAGUGAAAAUCCAUCACGAUUACCGAUUAUCACAAACAACUCUGCAGCAUCUGAUGUAACUGGGCCACCUAAUAAUCCACGCUUCUGCCAAAAUGUAGCUUGCAGGGCUAUUCUCAGGGACAAAUUUUGCAGACGCUGUUCAUGCUGCAUUUGUUUCAAUUACGAUGAUAACAAGGACCCAAGCCUCUGGUUGUCGUGUAGUUCAGACCAACACUUACAAAAGGAUACCUGUGGUUUUUCAUGUCAUCUUGAAUGUGCUCUAAAGGACGAAAGGACUGGUAUCCUGCAGAGUGGACAAUGCAAGAAACUUGAUGGUGGCUAUUAUUGCACUCGCUGUUGGAAACAGAAUGAUUUGCUUGGGUCCUGGAAGAAACAACUGGUGACAGCAAAAGAUGCUCGGCGAUUGGAUGUAUUGUGUCAUCGGAUUUAUCUCAGUCACAAGAUCCUCAUCUCCACAGAGAAGUACUUGGUAUUGCAUGAGAUUGUUGAUACAGCAUUGAAGAAACUGGAGGCUGAGGUCGGUCCUAUAUCUGGAGCUCCGAAUAUGAGCCGUGGAAUUGUUAGUCGACUUACUGUUGGUGCUGAAGUUCAGAAACUUUGUGCUCAAGCAAUAGAUGCUAUGGAAUCAUUGUUCUCGGAUGUAUCUCCUGCUAGUUCAAGAAUUCAGCGACCAUCUAUGAUACCACCAAACUUUGUAAAGUUUGAAGCUAUAACCCCAACAUCUGUUGUGGUAUUUUUGGAUUUGGUUCACUGUCCUAUGCUUGCCCAAGAGGCAACUUCGUUUAAUAUCUGGCACCGAGUGGCUGUUACUGAAUCGUACCUGUCAAAUCCGAGUGGCAUAAUACUUGCGCCAUCGAAAAAAUUACCUGUCACUGGGCUUGCACCGGCUACAAGCUAUAUCUUUAAGGUUAUUGCUUUCAAGAAUUCAAUCGAGUUGGGGUCAUGGGAAAUUAGAACGAAGACAAGCUGUCAAAAGGAUGAUCCAAGGGGUUCAAUGCCAGGUGGUACUGGACUAGGACAAAAUAGUGAGAGCCCAAAGGCAAACAGUGAUGGCCAGUCUGAUCCUUCCUCAGAGGGUGUUGACUCAAACAAUAAUACUGCUGUUUAUGCUGAUCUAAACAAGUCCCCUGAAAGUGAUUUUGAGUACUGCGAAAAUCCUGAGAUCCUAGAUUCAGAUAAAGCGUCUCAUCACCCCAGUGAACGCAUUGAUGACUUGCAAAAUAUACAGAUAGCUGCAGAUAGGAUAACAGAAGUCACUGAGCUGGAAGAAGCGCCUGGGCUCUCAGCCUCAGCCUUGGAUGAGGAACCCAAUGCUUGUGUUCAAACAUUGCUUCUCAGAGAGUCAAACUCACUAGAACACAAUCAAAGAGCUGUAGUUCCUAGAUCACAGGAUACAUCUAAUGUACUGGCUGGAAAUGAGUUGAUGAUUGUUGGACCUCGAUAUGCUGGUUCUGUGCCACCCAUUGCAACAAGAGGUGUGGAAAACUGCAAGGAGAAUGGUGGAAGGGGCUUCAAACCCAAACCUUGUGACAACGUUGUUCAUAAUGGCUCUUCAAAGCCUGAAAGGGAACCGGGCAAUUCGUCAAACAAAAGAACAUCUGGUAAAAUGGAGGACCUUGGCCACAAGGAUAAUUCCUCUGAAGUGUCCUAUGAGUACUGUGUAAAGGUGGUUAGGUGGCUGGAGUGUGAGGGCUAUAUUGAGACAAACUUCAGGGUGAAGUUCCUUACAUGGUUUAGCUUGCGUGCCACCCUGCAAGAGAGAAAGAUAGUUAGUGUCUAUGUGGAUACUCUUAUUGAUGACCCUGUCAGUCUUUCUGGCCAGCUUGUUGACAGCUUCUCGGAGAGGAUAUAUAGCAAAAAGCGGCCUUCCAUGCCUUCUGGUUUCUGCAUGGACCUGUGGCAUUAAGGAACUGCAAGCUCUUACCAUUUUCUUUGUAGGGAGCAUAUUUGGUCCCAUUCUUUCGUUGCAGAUCAUUGCAUUGAUUCUUCAUUGGAAAUUUCACUGAAGUAUUUGACUUACACAUCUUCAUUGAAACUUUCCUUCGCAAUGACAGUAGGUUAUGUUAUCGGGCAACUUCUUUUUCCUUUUCCGUUUUCUACAUUUGCUCCAUAAUAGGUUACAGUGCUAUCAUCUGUACCGUCCAUUUUAAUCUUAGAGCAUCAAUAGGCUGCACUGUUCGGUCAGCUUGGGGCAUCAUGAAUUCUGUGGCGUGUGGCUGCUCUGAAGAAGGAUGAUUAUCAGGCUGGAUCAGGACUGCACCUGUGUCUGUGGGAUGAAGCAGGCUUGGUAUGGACGUUGACGAAUCCGAGCUAACCAUGUCUUGUCAGUAAAAUGGUUGUGCUGUAUCUUCGGUGGAUUUGCAUUUUCUUGCUGACUCUUGUUGGGAAUGGGAGGAAUGAUGUUUAAGGUGCAGAACGUCUGCCUUAAUUAAUGUUAUAUUGACUCAUGCUUCUCUGUCUACUGCUGCAUUUGUGGGUU
Sorghum bicolor (sorghum) is the source of this 3156-nucleotide messenger RNA. Its product is annotated as VIN3-like protein 2. Lineage: Eukaryota; Viridiplantae; Streptophyta; Magnoliopsida; Poales; Poaceae. Gene Ontology annotation, biological process: vernalization response; epigenetic regulation of gene expression. Gene Ontology annotation, molecular function: protein binding. The record is from RefSeq and is a predicted model, not a curated record. The transcript has 4 exons. Bases 16 to 2583 code for a protein of 855 amino acids.